This is a messenger RNA of Ailuropoda melanoleuca (giant panda), 537 nucleotides long. RefSeq names its product actin-related protein 2/3 complex subunit 3-A-like. NCBI's taxonomy places the organism in Eukaryota, Metazoa, Chordata, Mammalia, Carnivora, Ursidae. Gene Ontology annotation, biological process: Arp2/3 complex-mediated actin nucleation; regulation of actin filament polymerization. The coding region runs from base 1 to 537 and encodes 178 amino acids. Gene Ontology annotation, cellular component: cytoskeleton; Arp2/3 protein complex. The transcript has a single exon. The record is from RefSeq and is a predicted model, not a curated record.
AUGCCGGCCUACCACUCAACACUGAUGGAAUCGGAUACCAAAUUGAUUGGCAAUAUGGCCAUGUUGCCAAUUAAAAGCCAGUUCAAAGGCCCGGCGCCUAAAGAAACUAAGGACACGGAUAUCAUUGAGGAGGCCCUCUACUACUUCAAAGCAAAUGUGUUUUUUAAAAAUUAUGAAAUUAAGAAUGAAGCAGACAGAACUUUGAUAUACAUAACGCUCUACAUUUCCGAAUGCUUAAAAAAGCUACAAAAGUGUAAUUCUAAAGGCCAGGGAGAGAAAGAAAUGUACACGUUAGGAAUUACUCAAUUCCCAAUUCCAGGGGAACCUGGCUUCCCACUCAAUGCAAUGUAUACGAAGCCUGCAAACAAGCAAGAGGAUGAGGUGAUGAGAGCGUACCUGCAGCAGUUAAGGCAAGAAACUGGUCUAAGGCUCUGCGAAAAAGUGUUUGAUCCUCAGAAUGAUAAACCUAGCAAGUGGUGGACCUGCUUUGUGAAGAGGCAGUUUAUGAACAAGUCUCUCUCUGCGCCUGGACAAUGA